Capsicum annuum is the source of this 1656-nucleotide messenger RNA. RefSeq names its product 1-aminocyclopropane-1-carboxylate synthase 4. Gene Ontology annotation, biological process: amino acid metabolic process; biosynthetic process. Gene Ontology annotation, molecular function: pyridoxal phosphate binding; transaminase activity. The record is from RefSeq and is a predicted model, not a curated record. NCBI's taxonomy places the organism in Eukaryota, Viridiplantae, Streptophyta, Magnoliopsida, Solanales, Solanaceae. Bases 82 to 1449 code for a protein of 455 amino acids. The transcript is spliced from 4 exons.
UUCCCUAAAUUCUCUAAAACACCUUGCUUCCAACCAUUAUUACUGCACACUUGUGUACGUCAAAAUUUCCAGGGGAUUAGAAUGGGUUCAAAGAUGAGUAAAAACAAUAAUGUAGUUUUGUCUAAGCUGGUUACUAACGAACAACAUGGCGAAAACUCGCCAUAUUUUGAUGGGUGGAAAGCAUAUGAUAACGAUCCUUUCCACCUCAUGAAUAAUCCCAAUGGAGUUAUUCAAAUGGGUCUUGCUGAAAAUCAGCUUCCUGUUUACAAGAUUGAAGAGUGGAUUAAGAGAAAUCCAAAAGCUUCCAUUUGCACAACUGAAGGGAUUGAAUCUUUUAGGAGAAUUGCCAACUUCCAGGAUUAUCAUGGCUUGCCUGAAUUCACAAGUGGAAUAGCAAAAUUUAUGGAAAAAACAAGAAAUGGUAGGGUUAAGUUUGAUCCAAAACGUGUAGUAAUGGCUGGUGGAGCUACUGGAGCUAACGAGAAUCUCAUCCGAUGUUUGGCUGAUCCCGGAAAUGCUUUUUUAGUCCCCACACCCUAUUACCCUGGAUUCAAUAGGGACCUAAGGUGGAGAACUGGGGUAGAGCUUCUACCCAUUUCAUGCAACAGCUCCAACAAUUUCAAGAUUACUAUAGAAGAUGUCAAAGAGGCAUAUAAAAAAGCCCAACAAACAAAAAUCAAAGUCAAAGGCUUGAUUUUGACAAAUCCUUCUAAUCCAUUAGGCACCGUUUUGGACAGGGAGACACUGAUAAACCUCUUGACCUUCACUUACGAACACAACAUCCAUCUCGUUUGCGACGAAAUCUAUGCUGGCACUGUGUUUGAUGCUCCAGAAUUCGUCAGCGUCGCUGAAAUUAUCAAUGAUGACAAAAUUCGUAUUAAUAAAGAUUUGGUACAUAUUGUGUCUAGUCUUUCCAAAGACCUGGGUUUUCCUGGAUUCCGAGUGGGAAUAGUAUAUUCAUUCAAUGAUGAUGUCGUCAAUAAUGCUAGAAAAAUGUCGAGCUUUGGUCUUGUUUCCGCUCAGACACAACAUUUGUUGGCUUCCAUGCUGUCUGAUGAUGAAUUCAUUGGAAAGUUUCUCAUUGAAAACCCCAGGAGGUUAGAGGAAAGGCAUGAGAAAUUCACCGGCGGACUCGAAGAAAUCGGAAUAAAGUGCUUAAAAAGCAAUGCAGGACUUUAUUGCUGGGCGGAUUUGCGGCCGCUGCUGAAAGAACCAACACUUGAUGCUGAGUUGUCUCUAUGGAAACGGAUCAUAAGCAACGCCAAGCUCAAUGUCUCACCUGGAUCUUCUUUUAAUUGCCCUGAGGCAGGAUGGUUUCGAAUCUGUUUUGCGAAUAUCGAUGAUGAAACUGUGGAGAUCGCCCUUUCUAGGAUUCAAAUGUUUGUGGAUGCUAAUAACAAGGUCAACGAAAGGGGACUCAUCAAGAACGCAUUAGUGAAAAAGGAAUGAUUUACGAAUUGACUUCUCGAACAAAAGAAGUACAAUGAAAACUGUUAUGAGUUUGAAUAUGUUGUCUCUUAAUUCUCUGUUUCCUCGCUCGGCUCUUGUUCGAGCGAGGAGACACAAUUAAUACAAGUAAAGUUAGAAAUGUAUAAAAUGAGAAGAAAUUGAAGUGUUUGUCAUUGUUCUUUUGUGAUAAAUAAUAGAUGAAAAAUG